UAAAACUGCCAGGAUGAUGACGGAUUUAUGCCCGAACAACAGAGCUCAGGUAGAGGUCGACGAUUUGAAGAGAGUCCACUCAUCAGAUUUCUGCACCUUACCGGACUCACAGCAUUCCAGCAUCGAGGAGAGAGAACACCUUCAGGUCUACCUCCGAAUCCGACCCUUCACCUCAGCAGAGAGCAGUAACGGAGAGUCACAGGACUGUGUUGCCAUCGAGCCUCCUGACACGGUUCUGCUGAAGCCUCCCAGUCUGUCGCUCUCGGCGAGGCUGAGCACUGACAGAUCACUGCCACAGACUGGACAGCGCUUCCAGUUCUCUCAGGUGUAUGGUCCUGAGACGACACAGAGAGAGCUGUUUGAAGGCACGGUGAAGGAUCUGGUGAAAGAUGUUCUCGAAGGGGGAAACUCUCUGGUUUUCACUUAUGGAGUCACCAACGCCGGGAAGACCUUCACAUUCUUAGGUCCAGAUGCUGAUGCAGGUAUCCUGCCCAGGUCUCUUGAUGUGAUCUUCAGCAGCAUCGAUGAACAUGUUUUCCCCGGGAUGAGCAUCAAACCUCACCGCUGCCGAGAGUUCACGCGUCUCACCAGGGAGCAGCAGGCCGAGGAGGCGCUGUUCAAGAGAAACCUCUUCAAGCAACUGAAAGAGAGUGAGAGGAGCAACGCCAGCAUUUUGAACGCGACCAAUAAGACUCUCCUUGAAGCUCCCUCCAUCCUGGGGACGUCUGUAGCAGCAGAGGACAGAAUCAGCCUGGAGGUGGAAACAAACACUAAGUUCUCCGUCUGGGUUUCCUUCUGUGAAAUCUACAACGAGAACAUUCACGACCUCCUGGAGGUGGCGCCCAGUGCGGCCCCGCGGAGGACAGUGCUGCGCCUGUCGCAGGACGUCAAGGGCAACGCUUUCGUCAAAGACCUGCGUUGGGUUCAGGUGAACAGUGCAGAAGAGGCUUACAAGGUGAUGAAGCUGGGCAAGAGGAACCAGAGCUUCUCCUCCACCCGACUCAACCAGCUCUCCAGCAGGAGUCACAGUAUUUUCUCCAUCCGCGUUUUGAGGAUUGAGGACAUCGGGACUCCGAGGGUUCACACAGUCAGUGAGUUGUGUCUGUGUGACCUGGCCGGCUCCGAGCGAUGCGCCAAGACCCAGAAUAAAGGCGAGCGUCUGAAAGAAGCGGGAAACAUCAACACCUCGCUGCUCAUCCUGGGAAAAUGCAUCAACGCACUGCGACACAACCAGCAGGCCAAGCUGCUUCAGCAUGUUCCCUUCAGGGAGAGCAAGCUGACCCACUACCUGCAGGGCUUCUUCUGUGGUCGAGGUAAAGCUUGUAUGAUCGUCAACAUCAACCAGUGCGCCUCCAUGUACGACGAGACGCUCAACGUGCUCAAGUUCUCUGCUGUGGCGCAGAAGGUUGUGGUUCUGUCCACACGGCCCCCUCCCAUCAUCCCCCAGAGAUCUGCCAGCGAGGCAUCCGUCAUCACCAACAGUGGAGAGAGGAGGGCUGCCCGGAGCAGCAGGAGGAGCUCCUUGAAUGGCUGGGAAAGCAGCCUGGAGGAUGUACAGGAGGAUGUGGACGAUGAGUGUGAGGAAGAAGACAGCCUGAUGGAAGUGACCGUGGAUCAGACAGGCAAUGAAGAAGACGGAGAUGAAGACGAUGACAAAAUUCUCCUGAGUAAAAAGAUGCACCAGAGGCAGGUGGUGCUGUUGAAGCAGCUGCAGGUGCAGCUGAAGAAGGAGCGGGCGGAGAGUCUGCUCCUGGAGGCGCGAGUGAGAGAGGAAAUCAGCAGAGAGUUCUCCGAGCUUUUCUCUGAGAUGCAGAACGACUACAGUGACCGUCUGGGGAGAGAGCGGGAAAUCCUGGAGGAGCGAGCAGAAAGGAGGCUCGAGAUCUUCAAGAACCUUAUUGACAAAAUGGCCAAAGCUGGAACCGGUCACGACGCAAACGUCAUGGAGGCGUUGACCUCCCUCGAGGAGGAGCAGAAGGCCAGAGAAGACGCCCUCACCGCUCUGGAGUACCAAACGGUCGGCAAAGAGGAGGCACUGGCUUCCUUAGAGGAGGAGAGGAAAGCGAGGGAGGAGACCCUCAGGAGAGACAAAGAGAAAGCCGCGGCAGGCCUCGCAGAAGAGAGGCGGAGCAGAGAGGAGGCGCUUGCUGCUCUGGAGGAGGCUCGGUCGGCUCUGGAGACGGAGAGGAAGGAGAGAGGAAAGAAGCAGCAGGAGUGCGAAGCGCUUCAACAGGAAGUCAGAGAGCUGACUGACAAACUGGAAGCUGCAGAACGCCAGGUGACGAGCGAGACGGAGAGAGCCGAACGAGCGCUGGUCCAGCUGCAGUCUGCUCGGAAACAUCUGGAUGAACACUCCAAGCAGAUCCAGGAGAAGACGUCCCAGAUUCACACCCUGACGCUGGAAGCUCAAGGCCUGACGCAGGAACUGCAGACCACCGCAGCGUCGUCUGACGGCGUCAACGCUCAGCUGAGAGACGAAGCGUCAGAGCUCAGGAAGAAUCUGGCUGACGAAAAGGAGAAAAGCGAGAGAAGUCGCAGACGAAUGCCGGAGCUGGAGCGUGAGCUAGCACAGGCAAAGGAACAGCUGGCGCACAAGCAACAGCUGGAAGAGUUUAAUGAGAAGCUCAGUCAACAGGAAGAAGCUUCAAAACAGCAAAUUGAAGAGCUGAGAAAGAAGCUUGAGGAGCAAGAGGAUGUCCGAUCCAAGCUUGAAUGUCAAGAGCUCGCUUCCAGAGAAGAAGUCGAACAGCUGAGAGCAAAACUGGAGGAACAAACGCAGGCCUCGGAAAAGCAGGUGGAGGAUCUCAACGAGAAGCUGCGAGAACAGAAAGCGGAGUCACAACAGCUGCUGGAGGAGCUAAAACACAAACUGAGCCAACAGAAAGAAACCUCCGACAAACUCUUAGACGAUCUGAAGCGGAGGAUUAGUGAACAGGAGCAAACUGCAGAGCAGCUCAAGGCCGAGCUAGGAGAGGCUAAAGGUUCGAGCAGUUCCUGUAGCGCUGCUGCUGAAGAAGAGCUCAAGAGGUUGAACCAUGAUCUCCAGACAGAGGUGGCGUCCCUGAGGGCAAAGCUCUCCAACAUGGAGGAAACAAAGGAAGAGGCAGAGCUGCAGAAAAAGCUGCUGGAGGCGGGAGCGGAGGUAACAACCCUGCAGAAGAGCCUGAAGGAGGCGCAGGAGCGGCGGGAGGAGGAGGAGAGCCAGGCGGUCCAGGAGGCCCGGCGCAGGGAGGCAGAGCGGCGCCGGGAGCUGCUGGCCGUCGCACAUGAGGCCAUCGCUCAGAAGGACGAGGAGCUGGAGAAGAGAGCCGAGGAGAUCAGCAGACUAAAAGAAAGCGCCAAACGGGACUCAGAGAAAGUCAAGAGCCUCGGCGUCGACCUCCAGAGGAAAGAGGACGACACCUCAGACCUCCGAGAGAAACUGGCCGACUACAAGAAGCAGAUCCAGCAGGUCCAGAAGGAGAUUUCGGCCAUGAGAGAAGAAGAGAAGCUUUUGAAGCAGAAACUGUCUGACGUGGAGAAAACCAAGAAGCAGCUUCAGUCUGAGGUCGCCGGCAGAGACAGAACCAUCCAGCAGCUCAAACUGGAACAAUCGUCCGAGGCCAAGUCCGACCAGACGCUGCAGCUCUACCAGAAGUCCUGUAAAGACCUGGAGGCCAAGGAGCGCGUGAUCGAGGACAUGCGUUUGGCUCUGACGGAGCAGGAGGAGACGCAGGAGGAGAUGGAGCAUGUCCUGGAGGAGAAACUCGACCUCGUCCAGGAACUCUCCGGUGAAGUGGAGAAAUUGAAGGGGAUGUUGUUACAGCAGGACCGUGGAAACAACACGCACCGUCCACUCGACAGCCAAUCAGACGACCUCAAGCUGGCCAAACAGGAAGCCGCCCGAGCCCAGGAAAGCUUGAAGCUGUGUACAGACAAACACCAGGCCGAACGCAAAAAGUGGCUGGAGGAGAAGCUGUCCCUGAUUGGUCAGGCUAAAGAGGCCGAGGACAAGAGGAACCAGGACAUGAGGAAGUUUGCAGACGACAGAGAACGCUACAACCGGCAGCAGAGCCAGCUGGAGUCCCUGUCGUCCCAGCUGUCCGAGAAGGACGAGACCAUGGAGAAGUGGAGGAAGGAGAGAGACACCCUGGUCGCAGCCUUGGAGGUCCAGCUCCAGAAACUUCUCUCCAGCCAAGCGGAGAAAGACAAACUCAUCCUGGAGCUUCGGCAGAACAACACGAAGCCGCCACAAGAGUGUGCUGAUGGCGGUGAUGGCGUGGCGGAGCUGCAGGCUGCUCUGCGUGAGAAAGAGGCCGACAUCCAGAGACUGAAGGAAGCGCUGAAGGCCUCCACAUCCAGACAGGUGGACUCAGUCACUCAGACGAGAAGCAGCCGGAGCCCUGCUACACCGGGAGAGAAACCCCAGAGUGAAACCCUCAGCAGGAAGUCUGGAGGAAGGAUGGACACCAGAGCGUCGGUCAGCAGCCAGCAGGGCUCAGCUGGCUGUCCGUCAGUCCUCGACUCCUCUGAGAUCUCCACGGAAAACGGGAGGACGAGCCGCUUCCCCCGGCCGGAGCUGGAGAUCUCCUUCAGCCCUCUGCAGCCCAACCGCAUGGCGCUGCGGCGGCAGGGAGAGGAGAGCGCCGUCACUGUCAAAAUCACCCGCUCGGCGCGCAAGAGGAAGAGCGGAGAGAUGGAGAAGGAGGAGGUGGAGGCAGAGAACAGAAGGAACACAAGGACCAAACUGACGGCAAAGCUGACGGCACACCAGGAGGAGAUCUCCUCCCCGCCGGGUCGCCACGACUCCCGCAGCAGGAAGGAGGGAACGCUGCAGAAGAUCGGUGACUUCCUGCAGAGCUCGCCAACGCUGCUCGGCACAAAAGCCAAGAAGAUGAUGAGUCUGGUGAGCGGCCGCGGUGAAGCCGCCGCCUCUUCCUCCUCUUCCUCCUCUUCCUCCCUCAGUCUGAGAGCCAAGAAGAACAAAAGGAAACUCUACAGGCCUGAAAUCUCCUCCCCCAUGGACAUGCCCUCGCACCCGAUCAUCAGCAGAGAGCCGGAGGAGAAGGAGAGCGACCAUCAGAUCAUCAAGAGGCGUCUUCGCUCCAGGACGGCUAAAUAA
Molecule: messenger RNA, 5101 nt
Organism: Seriola dumerili (greater amberjack)
Lineage: Eukaryota; Metazoa; Chordata; Actinopteri; Carangiformes; Carangidae
Gene: kif20ba
Product: kinesin family member 20B
Exons: 34
Coding region: 14-5101 (1695 amino acids)
Biological process (GO): mitotic spindle assembly; microtubule-based movement
Cellular component (GO): nucleus; spindle microtubule
Molecular function (GO): microtubule binding; ATP binding; plus-end-directed microtubule motor activity
Source: RefSeq, a predicted model, not a curated record